GCCGGGCAGCAGCGAGCCCAGGCGGGCGCUGAGGCGGCCGCACGCCCGGCUGACAGCGGCCCGGGCGGCCGCGGAGCUUCCUGGUUCCCAGAGGGUGCCGGAGCCGCGGCAACAGGAACUGAGAGACGGGGGGAGGAGGCGGUGCCGCCGCUCCGUGCAGUCGCGGCCCGAGCCGGGGGAGCGGAGCAGCCAUGGGCCGCCGCCCGCCGCCGCGGCAGCGCUGAGCCGGCCCGGGCCGCAGGGAGAGGGCCCUCUCCUCCCCGCCGGGCGCGGGGCUUCUCCCUCGGGGGUGCCGGAGCGGUCGCCCGGGCCCGCGAUGUGACCAUGGACAGCAGGUUCAAGGAAAAUCCAGAACGUACCUUUGAUUUGGUACUGAAGGUGAAAUGCCAAGCAUCUGAAAAUGAAGAUCCAGUGGUACUGUGGAAGUUCCCGGAGGACUUUGGAGACCAGGAAGUGCUGAACAGCGUUCCAAAGUUCUGCUUUCCUUUUGACGUCGAAAGGGUGUCCCAAAACCAAGUAGGACAGCAUUUUACCUUUGUUCUCACCGACAUUGAAAGUAAGCAGCGGUUUGGAUUUUGCCGUUUGACGUCAGGAGGCAAAGUCUGCCUCUGUAUUCUGAGUUACCUACCCUGGUUUGAAGUAUACUAUAAGCUCUUAAAUACCCUGGCAGAUUAUUUGGCUAAAGAACAGGAAGAUGACUCGAAUGAUUUGUUAAAAUCGUUGUAUAGCCAUCCUGUGCCAAAGGCAAACGCUUUAGUCAGUUUAAGUGUGAACCAAGAGAUGAUUUUUGCAAGUAAGCAAGUUUUGAAAAAACAGCCUUGCCUUGUAUCGCACUCGUAUUUCAUUACUCCUGAUAUAACUGGAUUGCCAACAAUCCCUGAAAGUAGAAACCUCACUGAGUAUUUUGUUGCUGUGGAUGUGAACAACAUGCUGCAACUUUAUGCCAGUAUGUUGCAUGAGAGAAGAAUCAUUAUUACCUCAAGCAAACUAAGCACUUUAACUGCUUGUGUUCAUGCAUCAGCUGCAUUGUUGUAUCCAAUGUACUGGCAACACAUUUACAUCCCAGUGCUUCCUCCGCAUCUCCUGGACUACGUCUGUGCACCCAUGCCUUAUCUAAUUGGUGUUCACUUAAGCUUAAUAGAGAGAGUAAAAAACAGAUCACUGGAAGAUGUGGUUUUGCUAAACGUUGACACAAAUAAUCUAGAAAACCCUUUUAAUGACCUGAACAACCUACCUGGUGAAGUGGUCUCGGCCUUGAAAAAUAAACUGAAAAAGCAGUCUACAGCUACGGGUGAUGGAGUAGCCAAGGCGUUUCUUCGGGCACAGGCAUCACUGUUUGGAUCCUACAGAGAUGCCCUAAGAUACAAACCAGGAGAACCUAUAACUUUCUGUGAGAAUAGUUUUGUGAAGCAUCGUUCCAGUACUACUAAACAGUUCCUGGAAACUGCUGUUAAUCUUCAACUGUUUAAACAGUUUAUUGAUGGUCGACUGUCAAAAUUAAAUGCAGGAAGGGGAUUCUCUGAUGUUUUUGAAGAAGAAAUCACAGCGGGAGGAUUUUGUGGAGGAAAUUCAAGAUCCUAUCAGCAAUGGAUGUAUACCGUGAAGAAGGGUGGUGCACUGAUCAACACAGCAAUGACCAAAGCCACUCCGGCUGUGAAAACAGCGUACAAAUUUGCAAAAAACCACGCAAGGCAAGGAAUAAAAGAAGUGAGGAGUAAGUUGAAACAUAAGGAGAGUGAGGAAGAUCAUCGAACUUGCGGUGCUGUUGCAGUACAGAGUGCCCCGGUCUACACAGUGCAUAGUGAGAAAAGAGGGAACUCAGAAAAGCGAAGACUUGCACAGACACGUUUCAACCAGCACCUCAAUAAUCAGGAUUUUACCUUGGAUGAAGAUGAUGAUGAUGAAAUAGAGAGAACAAGCAAGUUAUCAUCAGAAGACAGUGAGGAAGCUUCUGCUUGCUUUUAUGAUAGUGAUGAUUCCGGGGACACUGGAAUAACUUCUCAGCAACAAGGAGAAAUGGACUUGCUUGGGGAGAUUUUGGACACGCUGAGCACACACAGUUCUGAUCAAGGAAAGCUUUCAGGAGCAAAGAGCCUGGACUUCUUUAGGUCAAUGGAUGACAUUGAUUACAAGACUACGAACAAGUCGAAUGCACCUAGUGAGAGCAACCUUACCCUGCUGUGCAGCAGUGCUAACGACCAAGCAGACUGGAAUCUCGGUCAGGAUGACAGUGUUCUCCACGGGAAACAACUCCCUCCAUCACCAAGGAAACAAGUUUCUUCCGGUGGCCAUAGAGAGUCUCUCUCCAACCUGGAAGAGGAAAAUAGUGAGAAAACCGUUAUUACUGACAAGAUGGAUACCACUUGUGGCUGUAUAGCUUCCCCAUCUCCAGUACUAUCAAGUGACCGUUUUGCUUCUCUAGAAAGUUUCAAAGUGGGCUAUAAGUAUGCAAAGCAGAAUGAAACACUAAGCAAUACCUCAGAAGAUCUGCUCCCAGCAAAUCUUGCUCAACAUCCAUCCAUUCUGGUCCCUUGGGAGAAAGAUAGGAAGGAAGGAAAUGAAACUCCAGAUGAGGGAGGGCUUCUUCAGGAAGUGGUAUCUUUAUGUAAGCUGAGUUCUGCUUUUCACUAUGGUUUAAAUAUUUCAAAGGAUAGCUUAUCCAGCAGUAGCAGCGGAAAUAAAACGUAAGAAAACUAUGAGAAGAGAAACUUGACUCCCAUAAGAAGUUUAAAGGGAGACUACUCAGGACUCCAUAUAACAUGAUAACCAAAAUAUGAAGAAGAAAUAAGAGAUUUUCCAUCAUAAAAAACAAUUCUCUUCAAUUCAGUAUGCAUCUUCUGCCAUUGGGACAUUUGCUUCUAUGUUUACCCAGUUCAUUUGUUGGCUGUAGUUAGGUCCACAAAAUGGAACUAAAUAUAUAAAUGCACUCUUAAAUCAGGUACUAGUUAGUCUCUGUGCUACAAAUACAGCAGGUGUACGGUGCUUCCUAGCGUUUACUUCCUCUAAGCAGCAGGAAAGGUAUCACCUAAUAGGUAACCAGGUUUUGAAGGUACUGUAUUAAUCCCAUUUAGCAGGAAAUGAACCAAACAGUCUAGAUUUGUCUGCAAUGUACAAGUGUUGAUACUUAUAAUUAAUAAUAAUUGCCUUAAUCUUUUGAGAAGAGGUUUAACUAUCUUAGAAGAUAAAUGCAAAUGUACGAAACAGCAAUAAUAAUAUUCCAUGACAAGAUUUUUUUUCAGCAAAGGGAGGGAAAAGGAAGUUUUUUUAGAUUAAGGAAUCACUAGUGAAUAUAACUUGGAACUUACUGCAAACUUAAACUGUGGCUCUGUCUUCCAGACAUCAAAAAGGUAGCACGUGCUUUUCUCUUUUCUGCAAGGUACAUGAAGUGCUGAAUUAUAAUGUGAAGUUUGUUAACUUCUGUUUACAACUAAGACACUUUAAAGACAUGUUAUCCAGCUUCCCUACACAGACUAUUUCAUCUGCAAAAUUUCAGAACGGAAAGUGUAAGUGGAAUUGAUAGAUUCCUUUUUUAUUAUUAUUAUUUUCUACAAUCUUUUAGUGUUUGGAAACUGAUUUGUGCCUCUUCUGUGAUAUUUUCUUUUGAUUAGUAGAUACUUUUUGAAGGUAGUUUGAGUUACUGUUAUUUGGAAGUCAUUUUUAGUUAAAUUAUUAAAUACUCAUCACUGGGAAUGUCAUGUAACACUAGAAAAUUAAAAUUACUGAUCAGUGUAAGACAGCUUAUAUCCAACUCUCAUCUGAGCCAUUUUCAACAUCUAAAAAUCUCUUUCCAAAUUUUGUGACAGAGAAUAAAUGGACUUAUUGUACAUUGUAUUUAGAAUAAGCAUUUGUCCUCCUUCUGGCAGCAUUCCUGAAGAAUAUUUACAUAUUUAAAAUCCAAAAAUUACUACUCCUGCUCUAUGGAGCAACUCCCUCAUUUUCCUUUUCCUUUUUUUUUUUUUUUUUUUUAAAUUCCCCACUUUCCUUUUUCCACCUCUCCACCUUACCAUACAUGCAUUCCUUUCUCCAGAAUAGCUCAGAAUUGGAAAGGUGUGAAGUCGGUUUCAGUAGAUUACCAUUGUCAGCUUUGAAGGGUAUUUGUGAUGUAGUUAGCAGAAGUAACACGUGGGUUUAAAAUGAACCGUGCCUGAGAGGAAUGUUCUCCUGCUCUUCUAAACUGAUGCCAGAAAUGUUUUUUUCUUUCUCGUUUUGGCAUGAAUGUUUAGUCAUAGCCUCAGUGUAGGCCUGAGUGAGCAACUUAAUGAGGUCAGGAGUUGGAUCAGAUUGCGCUUUAAUAUCUUUCUAGUAGUUUGUAGCAAAAUUUAAUAUCAGUCUCCGCGCUGAGAUUUAUGAAUGACUUUUCCUUCUAGCCAGCACAAAUGGAAAGGGUUUUCUUGACUGCUUUAUUACAAGGCAGCUGACCUAAGGGAAUGGAUCGGUAUCAUUAGACAGGCAACGUUUGAUGCUUUACUGAAGAGAUGCAAAGGCAUCUCUGCGUAAGGCUUUAAAGCAAAAGUUUCAACUAUGUCUUCCAAAAUUUUGGUCUGUUUGUGGAGAAGGGGAGGCUUAGUACUUGUCAUUGAGGAUAAGGCUCCAGAAUUAACUUUUUCAAUCAGUGCAAGGAAGGUAAAAGGUUGUAAAGGUAAAAGUGGAAAUCUUAGGGAAACGUCUGUGUCUGAUUAGAGCAUGAGCAUUCCUGAGGGCAUCUGCAAUCUGUAUUGCUGGAGAAUCUCAGUGUUUCUGAGUUAGAGGUUUUAUGUGCUGAGCUCUGUACUCUGUCCUUUGGUUUCCAGUAAUGUGUUACAACAUGCUGCAUAAGCUGGAAGUGGAUUUUUUAAAUUAAUGUAAAAAUGUUAUUUGGCAAAAUGUUUUACGCAAUCAGAAAUAGCAAAGAUUUUAAAUAAUUUUUGUCGUAACCUUUCCAGCAGGGUCAGAAUGUUUGACUCAGAUUCUGUUCAGAUUAGAAUGGCAGGGAAACUGCAUAGAUGCUUGUGGUGACGUGAUGAUAAUGACACAGUUGAGGGCAUUCUUUGCUGGUACUAAAGAUUAUCCAAAAGUAGUGCUUCUAAGUGCAUCUAAGGGAAGACAGCCGAUACAAAGGUCUGCGUUCUUGUAGAACUUCUCACUUGUUCUCAUCCUUGUCCUUGCAAUUUGCUAAAUGGAGUUGCAAAAUUUGCCUUUUCUUUUCCUUUGUAUCCAACACAGCGCUUCUGUCCACAGCUCUAUCUAAGAUGAUCAAGUUAUCUUUGUUUAUUAAAGAUAAUAUUGAUAUCUUAUGCAGAAAAAUGGAACAAUUUCAGAACUUCUGGCCAUUGUUCCUUUCAAAUCCAUCAAACAUGCAAGUCCAGGAAUGCUGCCAGAAAAUGGUUUUCAAAAAUGUCUAUCUGAUAGAAUAAAUCCUACUGGCUUUAUAUAAGAGUUAGGCACUGAACUCCUAUUAUCACAUAGAUUGUCCCAUUCUCACCUUUGUGGAAAAAAUAUGGAAGCUAUAUGAGGCUGGUAAUAUUCAUGUAGUUACUAUAUGGAAAAUAACAUUGAAAACUUGCUAGUGGAAUUGCUCAGAAUUGCUGUGUCACAGUAAUAAUUCGCUGUUACACUGAGUGAAAAUACAAGCUAAAAAGAAAUAGACAGCUGAGUUACAAUAGAUGGGAGAUAAAAUUCAACUUAGAAUUAUUUUUUAUUUCAGUUGCCAUCAAAAUAUUUCUGCUUUCUUUCCUUACUAUUUAUAAAGCCUGCAGAGUGUUUAUAGUCACUAAGUGGUAUGUCUUUUUGGUUUUGAACCCUGUAUAUGCUCAAAAAACUCAGUCUUAUAUCUGCAUUGAAUUUAACUGUAGGUACCUUUUUAAAUGUGUAAUGUUAAAUAAUCUUUUCCACUUACUAUCAGUGAUCUUUUAAAAAGGCUAAUAUUUGUGCCUUAUUGAAAUGCCAUUACCAGUCACCAAAUAGACAAAAGUCCAAAAUAAUAUUUUUGAUUCAACACUGUUCUCCUCUGUCCUUGUGCUAGUAUAAAACUGUCUAUUGGCUACAUAUGCAGUAUUUUUAUUACCACAUUGGGUUCUAUAUUGAGAUAAAUUGUCCAGAUCUGGUACUUUUUACAAGUUUUAUACUUGUAUGCUUCUUAUUUGUGGAAAUUCUUCUAAUGUCUUUGAAAAUCAUCAGCGUUCCUCACCAGCUUCUGGUGAGAAGUGAAUUCUGUUUGGUCAGAGCUCCUGUGGUGGUCGUCAGAGUCCUCUUUUUUCUAACUCAUCAAGAUCUCAAAAACCUCCCCAUUCCUCCUGUUUUAGGGAGUUAUCAGGUUAUUUGAUUAAGCUUUGUAGUCUGUUACUUACACUUAGGAACAAAUUUCUGACAUAAACAGACAGUUCAUUUAACACAGAUAUCUGCCUGAAAUGAGCUGUAUUGUUUUGAAGGAAAAAGUAGAGUCGGUAGAAAGAGAUUGCUGAAUUGUUCCAAUGAGAUAGUGAAGCAGAGCCUGGGAGUCCCCAAGAAGGGGCUUUAAGGGAAUCCAGGUUUCAGGAUCUUGUUUAAUAUUCUAGCUCAGUUGUAGUGAUUCCAACUGAAUCAUAUAGGCAAUAGUAGUACUGCCUAUGGCAUAAAUCCCCUCUGGGAUUCAUGGAACGGAUAAUACGUUGUCCCAGUCAAAGCCUUCCCAUCCAUGCAUACAGCAUUGCAACGCUGUGGAAAACAGCAUGGAUAUUCAGGGAAGAACAGUACUGUGGGCACUAAUGUGAUCCUUGCCUACCCUCUAUGCAUGCAGAGGGAAGGCAGUGGUGUGCUCUCCCAUCCCACAUUUUUGGGGAUCAUGCAGCUCCUAAAACUAGACUUGUUUUGAGGAAAAAAUGUUGUUGUAGAAGUUCUCAUAUAACAUUUUGACUGAAAUCUCCAUUGUCAUUUAGCAUUUCAUUAGUAGUGCUGCUGUUUGGCGGAAGAUGGGGUCCUCAGAAACCCCAUCAGUAGCUGAAGUCUCACUCAGGCAUGGUAACACAGACUUCAGAUGGAAUUUUUUUAGACACGCUGGGAGCUUCUGAAAAUCUAACCCAAUCUGUUAAUGUUAUAGAUCUCAAAAAUCUGUUUUAGAUGUCUUUUUGGGCUUUAGAAUGAGCGUGUUAUAACCUUGUGUUCUUGUAAACUGUGUAAAGUUUUAGGCAAAAGAAAGGCUAAGCCAGGUUUUUAAAGCAGCUUCUAUUUUUCCACCUACAAUCAGUUAUAUUCAGUCCUACAGAACAAUCUUUCUUCGGUGCAGCUGUCUAAUUGAAUUGCUAGGAGCAUCUCAAAGCUUUUCUCUAUGCAUGUAAUUUGAAGAAACAUUUCAUGCAAUUAACAAAGUGCCAGUGUGAGGCCCUUUUGCAAACACACCCCUGUGAAAUCCUGCCUGUGGUACCCUGCCCAGCAGAAAGCCUCUGAAUUGCUGCCCUCUCCAACUGCGGGGAGGGGCUGGGCUGCCCUUUGUUCCCAAGGGUGAUGGCUUCUCAUCUCUUGGUGCCAGGCCUCCGUCCAGGUGCUGUGAGACUUCAGUCACCUUGCACCCAGCAGGCUAGAGCUUCAGCCUAAAUAACUGGGGCUACCAAAAAUGGUGUCCAAGGUAAGCAGCUUCUUUAUUGCAAAGAUCAGACUGGUAAAGGCUGCCUGUUCCCGGAGAGAAUCUUUGCAGUGUGAAUGUAGGAAAGCACCAGCAAAACCAGUGUGGAUGGAUACGUGACUUGUCUUCUGUAAUGUCUUUGCUGCUAUUAGAUGUGUGCGUCUGCCAAGCACUGCUCACCUACUAACAGAAUCUGGGCUGGACAGAAUAUGUCCUUGUCCCCACCCCAAGGGUGUGGGCCAUGUCAUGUUCUUCAGGGUGGAUGAGAACAAAGGAAUGAAAAAGUGAUGGUAUUUAUUUACAUGUAAAACCUUCCUUGAUUUGCUUUGUAAUGUCUGUUUCACAGCUUCAUCUGGGGGCCGGCUGAAAGUACUUGUUAAGACUUUCCUGGAGGCUGCUAAACUUCCUCUAAAUAGAGUUGUCAGAAGAGUCCAUGGCCAGUGUAGUGUGGAGCGCCUGGUAGUUGGCAGGGUCGUCGUCAUUUUCAGCUGGGUUGGAGUAAGAAGCAGGUAACACAGCUGAAAGGCAUCCCAAGUUUUACUGUAGUAAAGGGUACUCAAAUCCACUUAUACUAUUCCCAAGGUCAAUACUAAAAAUAUUAGUAUUUAGAAUCCAGUAACAGUAUUAGCAUUUGAAAAUUGAGUUGGGUUCAAGUUUGUUAUGGUUCUAUGUGAAUUGAUAUUCUGUUUCUGUUAAAAAUAAGGGAGCUACUUGGUUUCAGGGGGAAUGUGUUGACUUUCAAAUCUUCAGUGAAUUUUGUGCAAUAUUUCUCCUUGUUUCAAAGUAAUUUAGUAGUUUUGAAUGUGCACAUCUGCUUUUCAAGCAGAUCUUCAAAAUUGUAUUUUUAGAAAAUGUGUAAAAUUACAUGUAGCACUGAAAUAUGGUUGUAAGAUAAAAACAUGAAGAAUAUAUUCUAAUGAGGCAAAUGUAUAUUUCCUAUGACCAGGAAUAAUUAUGGAUGUCACAUUCUACAGAAAUAAUGAAGCCUGAGCCAAUGUUCAUGUACAAAUGAGUAAUUUUAAAACUGUAACCCACUUCAGUUGAAGUAGGAUUAAAUAUUAGAAUUUGUAAUCUCUAGUUAUAAUUUGAUCAUUUUUUCCUUUCGUUGUUACAAAUAAAUAAAUAAGGAGUUAGGCACUGCUUUUCAUUAGCACUGAUGAGGGGACAGUUCAGGGUGAUGACCUUAUGGUUAUUAUCAAUUUAGUUUGUGACAUCCCUAAUUAUCAUAAGUCAUUACUUAAAAGAUGAACUGAUGUUUGCCAGUAUCCUUUUAAUUUUCUGUAAAUUAAUAUCUUUGUAUAUUGAUGUACAUUUUGUUUUAACCUUUGGUUUUCCCUGGAGAGCUUCUUUAAAUUAAUUUACUUGAAUGAGGCAAUAAAGCACUGUGGAACAGCUAGUCUUGGUGCAGCUAAUGCACAAGAGCAUCGCAUCUGUUACUUCAUGGCUUUUGAGAAGGAAGAGAAAUUUUAAAUACCCAGAUGUUUAGCAAACUGGUCAUUUGUGUUUGUCUACUUUUUUAAGACCUGUCUCAGUUAUGAUGAGAAAUCAUCAACGUGGAACAAAGACAUAUUAUAUAUCCAAUCACUUCUAAUUUUUUUCAGAACAUUUUAUUAGUGACUUUUGAAAUCAAUGUUAAUGUCCUUAUGUUUUUUAAUACCUGUAGGAAAGGUAUAAAAUACAGGACAUUUUGAGGUUUUAUUGACCAUUUUAAUAAUUUUGCAGACUUAAAGAAACCUAACGAGCAUCAUGCUAACAGGUUUAGCAAUUUAGUUAAUCACUGGCCUUUAAUACCACUGGAACCACAUCUAAAAAUUUAUUCCAUGCUUUUGCACCCUCUGGACUACUGUUCAAAGUCAUCUCAAGAAUUGUAUUUCAGACCUUAGACUACUCUUGGUAGUGCACUGUGUAAUAUGUAGUAAACGAGCUGAGGGUUUGUUUGGUUUUGUUUUAUUUGGAGGGGUGGGGGUGGGUUUUUUCCUUCCAAGUUUAUGGUUGUCAGUAGAAGUUGUUGGUGAACUCCACAUUGCCAUAAAGUGCCCAACACUGUAUUAUAAAAUAAAACCUAUCGAUAUUUAAA
Molecule: messenger RNA, 9653 nt
Organism: Numida meleagris (helmeted guineafowl)
Lineage: Eukaryota; Metazoa; Chordata; Aves; Galliformes; Numididae
Gene: DENND1B
Product: DENN domain containing 1B
Exons: 23
Coding region: 325-2688 (787 amino acids)
Biological process (GO): endocytosis; endocytic recycling
Cellular component (GO): nuclear speck; cytosol; intracellular membrane-bounded organelle
Molecular function (GO): phosphatidylinositol phosphate binding; guanyl-nucleotide exchange factor activity
Source: RefSeq, a predicted model, not a curated record